UAUAUAAAAACAAAAAAUUCUAAUAUUGAAAUUUUUUUACCAAAAUUAACAAUAUCAAUAUAUCAAAAUUACUCCCCUCCGUCAAAUUUACGGCAACAAUAAAACCAACAGAAACAUGACUAUGGCUGCUUGCUAUGCCAAUUAUGACAUGUCCAUGUCACAUGGCAUGUCAACAGCUGCAUUACUCAGUGCACAGCAGCAUCAUCAACAACAACACCACCAUCAUCACCAUCAACAGCACCAACAGUCACAGCAGCUAUAUCAACACAGUACCAAUUCCACACAUCAUCACCAUCAUCAUCAUCAUUCGCAGCAGCAGCAACAACAAAACCAACACCACAGCAGUCACCAACAUCAUCAUCACCAACAACAACAGCAGCAACAGCAUCAUGCUACGUCACAGCAACAGUCUUCAAGCCGCCUGUCAACACUGGCGGCGGCGGCUACUAGUGGUACUGGCAUAGUUGCCGCCGCCGCCUCAAAUGUUUCUUCAGUCACCAACAGUAGUGCUGUUACAAAUCGCAACAGUAACUCCUCCUCCUCCUCCACCGCAGCGAUAAACAGUAACAAUGCUACAGCAUUGCCGGCUAGCUCGUUGACAAUAGCUGCCGCAGUGUCAGCAGUAAGCGCAGGGACUACCACAACAACACAAAAAGACUACUCCAUUCCAUUGCACGUAGACUGUAGCGUAGAAUAUGAAUUACCAAAUCAACCCAAACCACCGGCGGGACAGCGUGUUGAACCAUUACUAAUGAUACAUCCCUGUUAUUUUCGUAAAAUGGAAUCGCAACGUCGCAGUCCAUUUGUCAAUAAUAUGCCUGCAACAGCCAGAAGCAACGCAGCGCUGUUGGCUAGUGGCUUGACAAGUACUCAGCAAAAUGUCUCGAAUCUUGGAAACGCAACAUCGGUUGCUACAGCAGCUUCAGUGGUGUCUGGUAGUGCCACAAAUUCUGCUGCAACUGUCGCACGCCGUGCUGCACGCCAAUCUCAGGUAAUACAACAGCAACAACAAUUGCAAACUACACAACAACAGCAACAACAACAACAAUACCAACAGCAGCAGCAACAACAACAUCGGCAAAAUGUUGCUGUUGUUGCAGUUUCACAAUACCAACAACAUUUACACCAACAAACACAACAACAACUCAGGUCAACGCAAACUCAACAGCAGCAGCAACAUCAGCAACAACAGCAGCAGCAGUUGCAACAGCAGCAAAUGUCGCAGAUGUCGCAACAAGCUCAUUAUCCUGUUGUUGUGUCGCAUCAUCAAACACACAGCCAACAACAAAGUCGCAGUAACCAAAGUCGCACCACAACUGCAAUUGUCAGCAACAGUCAAGCGCAGCAGCAACAGCAGCAGCAACGUUCAAGCCAAAGUCAUACCACAGUCGCCUCACAGAGCCAUCAAAACCUGCUAGUACAAAACGCCACGCAAUGGGAUCAGUUGGCAGCAGCUGCAGCAAUUGCAGCGCGAUCCUCCAUGACACCCUCUAUUGGCAACACCACCAGUCAAAUGUUGGCGCCACCAACCUCUGCAGUAGCCCAAACGGCCGCCACGUUGUACGGUAAAAAUAUGUCGUCAGCGGUGGUGGGCAAGCGGGAUGCGAUGAUAUCGGGCGGAGUUUAUCGCAGCAAUGCAAACAAUAUUGUAGCUGCAGCUGUACCCAGUGUCACACAUCAACACACCGGCAGUAGCGGUAAGCAGCAACAGCAGCAGCAAGCGCAACAUUGCUUGCCUGCAGGCGCACUGUGGGAUCCCACAAGUGUUGUUGUUGCGUCCGCUGCAACGACUUCAACCACAUCGGCGCUCAUGAUUGAUCGCAGUCCGAUGGCCACAGUUCCUAGUAAUUAUCAGGCUGGUCCUGACACCACGCCGAUAUUGAGCCAAAGUGCGAGCAGUAAUCGCACCAACAAUACUAAUAACAACAACAGCAACACGAACGGCUACAGUCAUUCGGCAGCUGUAGCCGCUGCGGCAGCUAUGAGCUCGCACUAUGGACGGGACGAUAAGUUAAGUGGCAAAUACAGACAAUACUUGCGUUCUCAACGCAUGCAUCCGUAUUUGGCGGUAGCUUCAUCUGUGGCAAAUCUAGGUCAAACAUUUCCGCAAUUUACAGCAGUAACGGCAGCAGCAACCGCCAUGGCUGCAACGCCCACAAAUUGGCGAUAAAAAUGCUUUAUAUUGUUAUUAUUAAAAAACAAAAAUAAAAUAAAAAUUGCUUGGCAUACUGAAGUGUGAGAUAAAUAACAACAACCCUCACAACUCACACCUCACACCUUCUUGCAAAGCAACAAAAAGAACAUAGUUUAGCUGUAAAUUUGCAUGAGCCGUUGUGUAGCGACCGACCUGUUCCAUAUGAGGAACUCCAACAACAAGGAAACAAAACAAAAAAACAUAAAUUAUAUGAAGUAUGAAGUAAAAGAAACGGAAAACUGAAACUGAAUUCAAUUGAAGGGAAAAGAAAGAAAAGGAAACUAUUUGCCUUCGUGCAAGACAGGCUUCGCUUACAAGCAGCAAAGGAAUUUAUACGUUAAAAUUAUGAAGACAGUAAAAAAAAAUUAGUUUAAAGAAUUAAAAAAAUAUUAUUGAAAAAUGAAAAU
Teleopsis dalmanni is the source of this 2601-nucleotide messenger RNA. Its product is annotated as centrosomal and chromosomal factor-like. Lineage: Eukaryota; Metazoa; Arthropoda; Insecta; Diptera; Diopsidae. The transcript has a single exon. The record is from RefSeq and is a predicted model, not a curated record. Bases 116 to 2170 code for a protein of 684 amino acids.